Messenger RNA from Lacerta agilis (Sand lizard), 1597 nucleotides. It is a transcript of the gene ADRM1, whose product is annotated as adhesion regulating molecule 1. The coding region runs from base 100 to 1335 and encodes 411 amino acids. The record is from RefSeq and is a predicted model, not a curated record. Lineage: Eukaryota; Metazoa; Chordata; Lepidosauria; Squamata; Lacertidae. Gene Ontology annotation, biological process: ubiquitin-dependent protein catabolic process. Gene Ontology annotation, cellular component: proteasome regulatory particle, lid subcomplex; nucleus; cytoplasm. Gene Ontology annotation, molecular function: ubiquitin binding; endopeptidase activator activity; proteasome binding. The transcript has 10 exons.
CCCCGCCACCGCCUCCCUCAGCCGGCCGGAAGUGCGGUAGCGUCUGAGGGGGAGAGCGAACACGGGGCGGGUGACAGUGGGGCGAGCUGAGGCGGCAGGAUGUCUUCUGGCGCUUUAUUUCCAAGCCUGGUGCCAGGCUCCCGGGGCUCAUCUAGCAAAUACUUGGUAGAGUUCCGUGCGGGAAAGAUGUCUUUGAAAGGCAGCACUGUUACACCAGACAAGAGGAAAGGUCUCGUAUAUAUCCAGCAAACGGAUGAUUCCCUCAUUCACUUCUGUUGGAAAGACAGGACUUCAGGGAAUGUGGAGGAUGACUUGAUUAUUUUUCCUGAUGACUGUGAAUUUAAGAGGGUGCCUCAGUGCACUACGGGCCGUGUUUAUGUGUUGAAAUUCAAAGCUGGAUCCAAGCGGCUCUUCUUCUGGAUGCAGGAGCCCAAGACUGAGAAAGAUGAGGAGCACUGCCGUAAGGUGAAUGAGUAUCUCAACAACCCACCAAUGCCUGGAGCUCUGGGUGGUAGUGGAAGUGGAGGCCAUGAGUUGUCUGCCCUUGGAGGUGAAGGUGGCUUGCAAAGUCUUCUGGGAAACAUGAGCCAUAACCAGCUCAUGCAGCUGAUUGGACCAACAGGCUUAGGAGGACUUGGUGGGCUCGGUGCUCUGACGGGUCCUGGUCUGGCUAGUCUGUUGGGAAGUGGGGGCCCCCCAACUAGCAGUUCUUCUUCCAGCUCUCGCAGCCAGUCGGCAGCUGUGACACCAUCUUCCAGUACUUCUUCCACACGGGUAACGCCAGCUCCUACAGCUCCUGCAGCUGCCUCUGCCACUGCUACUGCCACUGCCACCAGUCCCAGUCCUGCUCCAAGUUCUGGAAAUGGAACCAGUACAGCAACAAGCCCUACUCAGCCCAUCCAGUUGAGUGACCUCCAGACUAUCUUGGCAACGAUGAAUGUGCCAGCUGGAGCAGGAGGCCAGCAAGUUGACCUGUCCAGUGUCCUGACCCCAGAAAUAAUGGCACCCAUUCUGGCAAAUACAGAGGUUCAAGAGCGCUUGCUGCCUUAUCUUCCUUCCGGGGAAUCUCUGCCGCAGACAGCAGAGGAGAUCCAGAACACACUGACCUCUCCACAGUUCCAGCAGGCACUCAGCAUGUUCAGCGCUGCCUUGGCUUCUGGGCAGCUGGGACCGCUAAUGAGUCAAUUUGGCCUACCAGCUGAGGCAGUAGAUGCAGCAAACAAAGGAGAUGUCGAGGCGUUUGCAAAAGCAAUGCAAAACAACGUCAAAUCCGAUCAAAAGGAAGGAGACUCAAAAGACAAGAAGGAUGAGGAAGAAGACAUGAGUUUAGAUUAGGUUUCUUAGCUGUGUCUUACGGGUACUCCUAGAUAUUUACCUUAAGAUAAGUAGGAUAACUAGCAUACUUCAUGUAUUGAAUCUGCAAGUAAAGGACCUCUCUGCCAAAUUCAUCCUGGGUAUACUGGGUUUUUUCCCCACUUGCUGCAGUUUCAAACAGAUGUUUGUCUUUGUGGCCUUAAAGUACACUUUGGCAGCUUCUUAUUGUUGUCCUUGGAAACAAGUUUGGUUCACUUGAUUAAAUUUAUAGUCUUGCAUCAAA